Cydia pomonella (codling moth) is the source of this 5674-nucleotide messenger RNA. Its product is annotated as cell division cycle and apoptosis regulator protein 1-like. Gene Ontology annotation, biological process: regulation of DNA-templated transcription. Gene Ontology annotation, cellular component: nucleus. The coding region runs from base 134 to 5410 and encodes 1758 amino acids. The record is from RefSeq and is a predicted model, not a curated record. The transcript has 16 exons. Lineage: Eukaryota; Metazoa; Arthropoda; Insecta; Lepidoptera; Tortricidae.
UGAUUGCGCGUACCGCCAUAUUGUGGCCGUACAGUUACGCGUCCUUGUGUAACGCUCAGACUGUGAAUUGUUUUAUGAGUGUAAUUGCUAUUAGUUACGUUAAAAGUGUUAGUUUUUAUUGAUAUAAGUGAAAAUGCAGACCGGCAGCGGGGCUAAAAACCCGCCAUGGGCGCGAUCAAACGUGAAUACAAACAUGACCGGCAUGAACACGCAAAUCAUGGACCCUAACUCGAUGAUGACACAACAGGGUAUGAUGCCAUUCCAACAAACUCCGGCUGUGUUUAACCCGAGUAUGAUGCAAGCUCAGAGUGGCAUGUCCAUGCCAAUGGCAGGGCAAAUGCAAAUGAACCAAAUGACUCAAGGUCAAAUGUAUCCGGGCAAUGUUGUUGCGUACCCGACACCACGUGCUAUGAACCCGGGAAUGUAUCAAAACAGCUCAUCGGGCGGAACGGCCCCUUCCAGCGAACAGAGGGUGUUUACAGGAACUGUAACAAAGACUCAUAACGACUUCGGAUUUGUCGAUCACGAUGUCUUCUAUCAAACUUCCGUGUGCGCUAAGGGCAUCAUCCCAAAAGUAAACGAUAGAGUUCUGGUGGAGGCAAACUACAACCCUAACAUGCCGUUUAAAUGGAACGCGACCAGAGUACAGGUGCUGCCUAAAAACGGGCCUGGUAACCAGAAACAGAACACCCCUAAAAGCAACAACUAUAAUGCUGUACCACCACCUUCGGGCGAUAGACCGUCUAACAGGAAGGACCGUAUGCAGAGAGCCCGAGACAACAGAGAAGCCAGAGAGAGAGAUAACAGGAAACGCUCAAGAACCAGAAGCCGCUCACGCUCGAGAAACAUCCAUGACAACAGGGUGAGCAGGAGAGACUCACCGCCCCGCAAGCGCCCUGUGAUUCACCAACCUUCUCCAGUCAAAUAUGUAGUCAGGGUGCCACGUAUGCCAUUGGACAUUGAGAAGCUAGAUGUCCCAGCGCUGUCUCAAAGGUACACUAACAUGUAUGUGCCGUCUGACUUCUUCAACGCCCAAGUGAAAUGGGGCGAGACAUUCCCGCCGCAGUCUCCACUAUCGCUCAACAACCCGUGUCAGUACUACGUCAUGAACAAGGAUAUCGAAAAUCCCCUUGGUAAUGACGCUAUUUUGGAACCUCCUGAUGCUGAUUACAGAUUUUCGGCAAAGGUGAUGCUGAUCAGCAUGCCAACACUGGAAUCACUUUACCAGAAAUGUGGGCUGACUAAAGUAGAUGAGAAAGACAAACGCUCCAAUUCCAAAACUCCCUUGCACCCUACCCGUUUGAUCAAGUUCCUUGUUGGCCAGAAAGGAAAAGGUGGUGAAAAUUUUGCUAUAGGUGGACCAUGGAGUCCUUCUCUGGAUGGCGAGAACCCUCAAACUGAUCCUAGCGUUCUGGUCAAAACCGCCAUACGCACAUGCAAGGCUCUGACUGGAAUUGAUUUGUCUAACUGCACCCAAUGGUACCGAAUGGUGGAGUUUUACUACUGGCGCGAGGGCAGCAACGGCAAGUCGCGGCUCGAGUGUGUGGUGUUGUUCCUGCCCGACGUGUGGUCGGCGCAGCCUUCGCGUAUCGAGUGGGCCAACGUUCAGGAGACAUAUAAGACCGCCUGCGACAACGCGAUAAGGAACCUCGACAUCGCGGCGGCGGAGCUGGCGGCGGCGCCGAAGCCCGCAGGCGCCGAGUCGGCCGAGCCUGCUCCUGCGCCCGCGGCCGCACCCGCCGCCGAGGCUGCGCCAGCGGACAAAUCCAAAAUUGAUACGCCAAGCCAUGAUGACAGUACUAUAACCAUAGAUGAGAAUGAUGAUGAUGAGGACAGACCUGAGCCGACACAUUACUCCAAGAUCGAUUUGAGGACCAUUAAAGUUGACCAACUGCGCCAAGAGCUGAGAGCUCGUAAUGUCAGCUGCAAAGGCCUGCGUGCUCAACUGGUGUCCCGUCUUUCUAAACUGGUCAAGCAAGAAGAAGAAAAAGAAACCAAAGGCGACGAGGUUGAAGUCUUAGACGACGACGCAGAACCUGAAAACAAGGAUAAGCCUAAACAAGACGAUUCCAUCGAGAUAACCGAUGACAAGGAUGAGACGCCUAAAGUAGAAAAGGAAGAAAAAAAAGAGGAAAAGACAGAGAAAAAGGAGGAAAAAGAGAAAAAACCUCCACAAAAGUCUGAGAAAGAAAUUGAACAGGAAUUGAAAAGGCUAGAGAAAGAAAGGCAGACGCUAAAGUCGCGCUACGAAGUGCCGAACUCGCCCCACAUUCUCGUGCACCCGUCGGCGACGGCCAAGGGCGGCAAGUUCACCUGCAACAUCGCCACGCUGUCGUUCCUGCUCGACUACCGCAUCACCGACAACAAGGAGCACAGCUUUGAGCUGUUUGUGUUUGCUGAACUGUUGAACGAGAUGCUUAUGCGGGAUUUCGGCUUCUACAUUUACAAAACGCUCUACACUUUGCCCGAAAAGAUUGAGGAAGUAAAGGAAGUCAAAGAAAAAGAGUCUAAAGAAGCAGUUAAAGACGAAAAAAGCGCUGACAAAGCCGACAAAAAGGAUGACAAAAAAGAAGACGAGAAGAAAGAUGACAAAAAGGAAGAUAAAAAAGAAGACAAAAAAGAGGAUAAGAAGGAGGAAAAGGACAAAAAAGACGAUCGGCGAGAUGACAAACGUGAAGUUUCACGGCGGCGGGACCGACGGGGCUCGGACAGCGAGGACGAGCGCAGCAGCCCGCCGCGGCGCCGCGGGCGCGGCGUGGAGCUGCCGCCCGACCCCUACCUGCUGCUGUCGCUCGUGUACUUCGACACGGCGCGCGGCGGACACGUCACCAAGAAGGACCUGCAGAACCUCUUCAUGAGCUUGGGGCUCCAGUUGUCGCGCUCGCAGAUACGCAGCGUGCUCGAGAAAGUCUGCAUCAAGGACUCUUUCAGUUACAAGAGCCUCAUCCAAUCCAUCAAGGAUCUCGUGGCCGGCUCACAUGAGGCGUUGCAGGAUCUGCCGCUCGAUAACGCGGUCGUUCCUCAAGAGGUGCCCCCUCACAUCGCCGAACUAGAGGCCGCUAUUGCAGCGGGUAAUCGAGAGCUGCUGCCGGUCUUCAACAGACCCACUGAAGGCGAACCCUCCUCUAACGAAACUAAAGACAUUAGCGAUAAAGGCGUGGUGGUGUACAAGUCGCGCGUGGUGGACGUGGGCGCGCUGGUGGCGGCGGAGGCGCGCAACGCGGCGACGCGCGCGCGCCUCGAGGCCGCGCUCGAGGACACGCGCGCCCAGCUGCGGAGCGCGCGCCAGGCCGCCGUGUCGCGCCAGCAGGCCGAGCGCGGCGCCACCGCGCAGCUCGGCGAGAUCAGCGACCAGCUCGCCGCCGCCCGCGCGCGCGUCACCUCGCUGCAGGUACCUAGCCUACACUAUAUACAGCUGCGGAGCGCGCGCCAGGCCGCCGUGUCGCGCCAGCAGGCCGAGCGCGGCGCCACCGCGCAGCUCGGCGAGAUCAGCGACCAGCUCGCCGCCGCCCGCGCGCGCGUCACCUCGCUGCAGGUACCUAGCCUACACUAUAUACAGCUGCGGAGCGCGCGCCAGGCCGCCGUGUCGCGCCAGCAGGCCGAGCGCGGCGCCACCGCGCAGCUCGGCGAGAUCAGCGACCAGCUCGCCGCCGCCCGCGCGCGCGUCACCUCGCUGCAGGUACCUAGCCUACACUAUAUACAGCUGCGGAGCGCGCGCCAGGCCGCCGUGUCGCGCCAGCAGGCCGAGCGCGGCGCCACCGCGCAGCUCGGCGAGAUCAGCGACCAGCUCGCCGCCGCCCGCGCGCGCGUCACCUCGCUGCAGGUACCUAGCCUACACUAUAUACAGCUGCGGAGCGCGCGCCAGGCCGCCGUGUCGCGCCAGCAGGCCGAGCGCGGCGCCACCGCGCAGCUCGGCGAGAUCAGCGACCAGCUCGCCGCCGCCCGCGCGCGCGUCACCUCGCUGCAGGUACCUAGCCUACACUAUAUACAGCUGCGGAGCGCGCGCCAGGCCGCCGUGUCGCGCCAGCAGGCCGAGCGCGGCGCCACCGCGCAGCUCGGCGAGAUCAGCGACCAGCUCGCCGCCGCCCGCGCGCGCGUCACCUCGCUGCAGGUACCUAGCCUACACUAUAUACAGCUGCGGAGCGCGCGCCAGGCCGCCGUGUCGCGCCAGCAGGCCGAGCGCGGCGCCACCGCGCAGCUCGGCGAGAUCAGCGACCAGCUCGCCGCCGCCCGCGCGCGCGUCACCUCGCUGCAGGUACCUAGCCUACACUAUAUACAGCUGCGGAGCGCGCGCCAGGCCGCCGUGUCGCGCCAGCAGGCCGAGCGCGGCGCCACCGCGCAGCUCGGCGAGAUCAGCGACCAGCUCGCCGCCGCCCGCGCGCGCGUCACCUCGCUGCAGGUACCUAGCCUACACUAUAUACAGCUGCGGAGCGCGCGCCAGGCCGCCGUGUCGCGCCAGCAGGCCGAGCGCGGCGCCACCGCGCAGCUCGGCGAGAUCAGCGACCAGCUCGCCGCCGCCCGCGCGCGCGUCACCUCGCUGCAGGUACCUAGCCUACACUAUAUACAGCUGCGGAGCGCGCGCCAGGCCGCCGUGUCGCGCCAGCAGGCCGAGCGCGGCGCCACCGCGCAGCUCGGCGAGAUCAGCGACCAGCUCGCCGCCGCCCGCGCGCGCGUCACCUCGCUGCAGGUACCUAGCCUACACUAUAUACAGCUGCGGAGCGCGCGCCAGGCCGCCGUGUCGCGCCAGCAGGCCGAGCGCGGCGCCACCGCGCAGCUCGGCGAGAUCAGCGACCAGCUCGCCGCCGCCCGCGCGCGCGUCACCUCGCUGCAGGUACCUAGCCUACACUAUAUACAGCUGCGGAGCGCGCGCCAGGCCGCCGUGUCGCGCCAGCAGGCCGAGCGCGGCGCCACCGCGCAGCUCGGCGAGAUCAGCGACCAGCUCGCCGCCGCCCGCGCGCGCGUCACCUCGCUGCAGGUACCUAGCCUACACUAUAUACAGCUGCGGAGCGCGCGCCAGGCCGCCGUGUCGCGCCAGCAGGCCGAGCGCGGCGCCACCGCGCAGCUCGGCGAGAUCAGCGACCAGCUCGCCGCCGCCCGCGCGCGCGUCACCUCGCUGCAGGCCAGCUCCAAGAUUUUCCAUUCCGCCUUGAAGAGCAUCCAGUCUAAAGUAGAAGCCGUCGUGAACAUCAAGUACGAGGACGACGACGUCGUCGAAGUUGUGAACGGACCCUCAAAGUUUGAAAAAAUGCCAAAGAAAGAAGAAAUUACUAAACAAGAAGAGCCAGAUACGAAAUCAACUAAAGAAGAAGAAGAAAUUCCCACAAGUACGGAAAUUGACUCUUCAAGCCAAGAAAAAGAUACUAGUGACAUCAUUGCUACAGAGAACAUGGAUAUUGAUGAUAAGGAAUAAACCACUUAUUACACUUAGAUUGUAUGUAUAAUUUGACAUUAUAAACUAAGCUUAGCAUUUUACAAUAGUCGCGUGAAUGCAAGUCGUAAAUAAUGAACUUGUGAAUGUUUAAAUAUUUUUACUUGUAUACCAAUAAAGGGUAUAAAAAAAUAGAAAUAUUUAACUUUAUAUAAUUCAGAAAGCCUACAGUAAUUAAAGACUACCUACAUAAAGCUUAAUUUAUGUACAUCAUAAUAGCAAUAAAAUUAAUUUCAAGCGGAAAAA